ACGUCACUGUAAACAAAUAUGGCGGACCACUGGUCGCUCUGUAGUUAGCUGGUUUAACAACUGUAGUUAAAAUACUGGGCAUGAACAAAUGUGUGUGUUUUUUAACAGACGGAACUCUGCGUCUCUUUAGUUCCUGUCGGACACGCGUGGUGGGACACCAUCAGUUCAGAGCGGACGAUUAGCUCUGCUAUCUUAGCUGUCCCUCUGAUUUUCAGCUUUUUCUAGUAAACCGGAAGCAACAAGAAAAACCCUGACUGGUGUUUUUUACCUCAGAAACAAUCAUUCUGCUAAAAGUUCCUCCUGAUGGUCAGAACAAACCCUGAAGGACUGAACACAGCUUAAAUUAGGAAGUAUUUGAUUUAACAAGACCACAGAUCAGACACUCAGUGUUGACACAGUUCAGUCAGGACUGGAUAAAAAGUCACACCUAUAGUCCAGGUUCAACACUCAGACCUGUAGUCCAGGUUCAACACUCAGACCUGUAGUCCAGGUUCAACACUCAGACCUGUAGUCCAGGUUGAUGCAGUGACCGUGAGAACAUGGAGCAGUACAGUAUUCUGGGUCGGAUCGGAGAAGGAGCUCACGGCAUCGUCUUCAAGGCCAAACACAUCGAGACAGGAGAGACGGUGGCUCUGAAGAAAGUGGCUCUGAGGCGUCUGGAGGACGGCAUCCCCAACCAGGCUCUGAGGGAGAUCAAGGCCCUGCAGGAGAUCGAGGACAAUCAACAUGUGGUGAAGCUGAAGGAUGUCUUCCCUCACGGGACGGGCUUCGUCCUGGUCUUUGACUUCAUGCUCUCCGACCUCUCUGAGGUCAUCAGGAACUCUCAGCGACCUUUGACCCCGGCUCAGGUCAAAGGUUACAUGAUGAUGCUGCUAAAGGGCGUGGCCUUCCUGCAUCACAACAACAUCAUGCACCGGGACCUGAAGCCAGCGAACCUCCUCAUCAGCUCUUCAGGUCACCUUAAGAUCGCAGACUUUGGUUUGGCCAGACUGUUCAGUGAGCAGGGAGAGAGACUGUACAGCCACCAGGUGGCCACCAGGUGGUACAGAGCUCCUGAGCUGCUGUACGGGGCCAGAAAGUACGAUGAGGGAGUCGACCUGUGGGCGGUGGGCUGUAUUUUCGGGGAGCUGUUGAACUCGUCUCCUCUGUUUCCUGGAGAAAACGACAUUGAACAGCUCUGCUGCGUCCUCAGAGUGCUGGGAACUCCAACACAGGAUAGCUGGCCUGAGAUCGUUGAGCUGCCAGAUUACAAUAAAAUCACCUUUAAGGAGAAUCCAGCCAUCCCAUUGGAGGAGAUCGUCCCUGACACGUCUCCUCAGGCUGUCGACCUGCUCUACAAGUUCCUGGUUUAUCCGUCCAAACAGCGCUGCUCCGCCAGGCAGGCUCUCCUCCAUCCGUACUUCUUCUCCUCUCCUCUUCCUGCUCACCACUCAGAGCUGCCCAUUCCUCAGAGGGGGGGCCGACCCCCCCGUCAGCGGCUGCAGGCUCCGCCCACUGACUUCUCAGUGGACCUGCCCCUGCAGAACAGUGUGGUAGACCCUGCGCUGCUGCAGAGACACGCGUCCUGCCUCUGAACAGACGACUGACUGACCAAUCAGCUUCCUAUGUCAGUGUUGAUGUUUACAAACGUUUUUAUAUUUAUUUUUAUUUAUUUUUUUGUUUUGUCUUGUUGACGUGUUUUUCUUCAGUCUCACCUGCUGAUGCUCUCCGACAGGAAGAGAACCUUCACGUUUCCUCUUUACUCAGAUCUACAUCAACAUAUUACUGCAGUGAAACAACACAAUAUGAAUAAUAAAAUCACAUGUUUAUUAAA
Messenger RNA from Epinephelus lanceolatus (giant grouper), 1813 nucleotides. NCBI's taxonomy places the organism in Eukaryota, Metazoa, Chordata, Actinopteri, Perciformes, Serranidae. The record is from RefSeq and is a predicted model, not a curated record.